This is a messenger RNA of Abrus precatorius (Indian licorice), 978 nucleotides long. Its product is annotated as gibberellin 2-beta-dioxygenase 2-like. The transcript is spliced from 3 exons. The record is from RefSeq and is a predicted model, not a curated record. Gene Ontology annotation, biological process: response to light stimulus; gibberellin catabolic process. The coding region runs from base 1 to 978 and encodes 325 amino acids. Lineage: Eukaryota; Viridiplantae; Streptophyta; Magnoliopsida; Fabales; Fabaceae.
AUGGUUGUGGCCUCGAUCACGAGUGAAGAGAUUUUACCCAUUGAACUUCCAACGGUGGACUUAGCGGCAGAAAGAUCGACGGUGAUAAAACUCAUCGUGAAAGCUAGUGAGGAGUAUGGUUUCUUCAACGUGAUUAACCAUGGUGUUCCUCAUGACACCAUAGCCAAAAUGGAAAAAGCGGGUUUUGAUUUCUUUGCAAAACCACUUGCCCAAAAGAAACAGGAUGCACCUGAUCAUUAUGGAUUCAAAAACAUAGGGAUCAAUGGAGACAUGGGUGAGGUUGAGUAUCUUCUCCUCAAUGCUGCUUCUAUUGCUCAGUUCAUGAACAUCUCCAAUGAACCAUCAAACUUCAGCUCUACUGUGAGUGCAUACAGAGAUGCUGUUAGGGAGCUAGCAUGUGAGAUAUUGGAGCUAAUGGCAGAGGGUCUGGGGGUCCCGGAUACAUUGGUAUUCAGCAGGUUGAUCAGCGAGGUUGAUAGUGACUCAGUGCUCAGGUUCAAUCACUACCCACCUAUACUUAACAAAGACUGCAAAGAUAAGGACAAGUCGCCUUCUCACAGCCAUAACAAGGUUGGCUUUGGGGAGCAUUCUGACCCUCAGAUUCUUACCAUACUCAGAUCCAACGAUGUGGGUGGCCUCCAAAUCUCUCUUCAAGAUGGGGUGUGGAACCCAGUUACCCCUGACCCCUUAGCUUUCUGUGUUAAUGUGGGUGAUCUCUUACAGGUUAUGACAAAUGGAAGAUUUGUGAGUGUGAGACACAGGGCAGUGACCAACGCAUACAAGUGUAGAAUGUCGGUGGCAUACUUUGGGGCUCCACCACUUGAUGCAUGCAUUGUUGCUCCUUCAGUUAUGGUUACACCACAGAGGCCCUCCCUCUACAAACCCUUCACUUGGGCUGAAUACAGGAAAGUCACCUACUCUUUGCGGCUUGGAGAACGCCGCAUUGACCUUUUCAGGAACUGCACACAAGUAGAGUAA